GCCUCCUAUGUCUGCGUCCCAGCCGUCCUCCCAUCCUCCCUUAUAUCCUCGCAUCACUUCUAUCCAGUUAUAUAGGCCGGCCUGUGCAUGAACAUGACUUGUCUUCCCCUUGACUUCUUUUCGUUAUUAUCUUCUCAACUACGAUGUUCAGUCGUAAAUGUAUCGUGUUUGUUGGCUGGGACCGCCGUUUAUUGGAGACUUAACAUGAUGAUACAUGCAUGCUUUCUUGCAUUUCACAUACAGAAUUUGAAGCUUUUAACUUCCUUGAUCUCUUAUUCCUAUGUACUGUUGUGUUGUGUUUCUUUAUUUCGGGCAAAUGAACGACGGACGGGCUUUGUAUGUGUGUGUGUAUGUGCAUCAUCCAUGACUGCUAGCAUUUGGGUCACGAUUGCCUUUUGUUACUGUUUGUUUGUAUCUUUGUGUAUGAUCGGGUUGACCGAAUUCAUUUGACUAAGGCUCUGCUUACACUUUACACUUACUCUGGUUUAGGUAGUUGAUGGGUAGGUUUGUAUAUUUCGGGUUUUCAUGGUAGUUGGGUUUGGGCAUCCGCGAUCACUACUUGAUUGCCCUGCUGCCUCCGGGGCGA
Aspergillus eucalypticola CBS 122712 is the source of this 586-nucleotide messenger RNA. RefSeq lists its product as uncharacterized. The coding region runs from base 88 to 450 and encodes 120 amino acids. NCBI's taxonomy places the organism in Eukaryota, Fungi, Ascomycota, Eurotiomycetes, Eurotiales, Aspergillaceae. The record is from RefSeq and is a predicted model, not a curated record. The transcript has a single exon.